Molecule: messenger RNA, 1815 nt
Organism: Trypanosoma theileri
Lineage: Eukaryota; Euglenozoa; Kinetoplastea; Trypanosomatida; Trypanosomatidae
Exons: 1
Coding region: 1-1815 (604 amino acids)
Cellular component (GO): mitochondrion
Molecular function (GO): sulfide:quinone oxidoreductase activity; FAD binding
Source: RefSeq, a predicted model, not a curated record
AUGUAUCUUCCUAAAGGACCAAAAAAACAAAAGGAAAAUCCCUUUGCAGUUCAAAAGUCACGACGCUUUAUUACUGCAUCAGCUGGUUUUGCAUUUCUUACAGUUGUGAUGGCCUCAUACUUUGCACUUGAGAAAACAAGGGAACGUCAACGGCGACCCGAGGGGUUGUUGCGACAGCACCGCCGAGGACAGCGGGUUGUUAUCAUUGGGGCUGGAGCUGCUGGAUCGGCACUCUCAGCAAGUCUGACAAGUGCUUCACCGGAUCUGCAUGUGACGGUGAUUGAACAAGAGAAAAAACAUGUAUUUCAAGCCAUGGUCCCACUUGCACAUGUUGGACAUCGCAGCUAUGAUCUUAACACGACAGGUGGUGUUGAUUUUUUGCGUUCACCGGCCACGUGGAAUGUCACACGCGAUGCACUGCUGGUGCGUGGUAAGGUGAUUCGCAUCGAUGCCUCAAAGAAUGAAGUUGUUGUGCUUGAGAAUCCCACUGCCGCCAUUGACUCGACGGCAGCAGCAGCAGCAACAGCAGAGGCAGCAGUAGCAUCCACAACAACAACAACAACAACACCUAAUACAACAAAAUCAAUAUCACUUUCAUCCACAAUGACCAAAGUUUUGCGGUUCUUGAGGCUGUGUAAUCAUGACAAGAAUAAUAGUGGAACUAUGGGUCUUGUAGAACGCCGUUAUCAGUAUGAUGCACUUGUUAUUGCGUGUGGUGCGGAACGGGUGUUGGGUCCGUUGCAAGAUUUUAUUUCUUCUUCACAAGUAGAUCGACACCGUAUUGCUGUAAACCCGGGUAUUACGCGUGAUUGUCUGGCACACUUGUUUAGCGGAACUGUUUUGCAUGUAAAGGUGCCACCUGCUUCUUUUACUGCAGAUGAGAAAAUGCGUUAUCCCUCACGCCAGCAUGACGGUACUUUUAUUGGAACAGUAAAUACUAUUUGGCGCUAUUUGUGCUACUUCAAUAAACUCUCUUUCUGCCCUUACAUGGUUGUUACGGCAGAUCGACAACCAAGUGAUGUUUUUCCCACCACACUGAAUGAGCGUAUCAUGUCUUUUUGGCGUAAUCGCGGUGUGAACUUAAUUACAUGUUCAUACCUUACACACGUCGAUCCACGGCGUAGCGAGGCCACACUGUACAACUACACUACUAAAGAGAAGCGGGUGGUGCCGUACCAACUGCUUGUGUUGGAUCUCCCUCUUGCUGCUCCUGAUUUCAUUCGUAAGAGUGGACUAAGCAGUGAGGAGGCAGAAGGGUUUGUUGAUGUACAUCAUCAUACACUACAGCACCGAAAUUAUGCAAAUAUAUUUGCAAUCGGUGAUUGCGCAGCAUUACCAACUGUAAAGAGUUAUGGAGCUGUUUUUGCACAGGUACCGGUGGUAAGUCACAAUGUUCGUCAAGUGCUACAAGCGGCUUCUCUUUUGAAAGAAAAAUCUCUCGUUUCUAACAGAGAUACAAUGACAGGGUUUGCUAAAUAUGAUGGAUACUCUUCAUUUCACAUUGUUAUGACGACUUGGCGUGCCAUGUGGCCAGAAAUGUUGUAUGGCGGUGCAAACGUUAAUACUGAGAAUGAUAAGAAUUGUUGCUACACUGUAGAUGAUGCUCCACUAGUGAUGACCAAUCAUCAUCUUUGGGAUAAUUUGGCUUGGAUUGAUCUUCGUGGUUUUUUAAACGCGGCUUAUUACCAGUUCUUCCUCUAUGAGUUGAUGUUUUAUUUCCUCUUUACACGGGCUAUGUGGCACCCACCCACAUGGUUCUCUGUCCCAACAUUUAGCGAAGAAGACGGCCAAAAAAUCCGCAGUGGUUUUCUCUGA